GUGAGGGAAGUGAGUCCGGGAAACAGGGACGAGAGGAGACGGACUGCAAUGAACUGAGGUCAGGGAGAGCUGCGGUUUGUGCUGCUUGCGGUAGCAGGACCUGCUAAGAGUUGUAUGAGAGAGAAGAGGAAAGGAGCAGCUCGUCGCCAUGAAGAGUCUAAAAUCCAGGCUGAAGAAGCACGAAGUCACCAUCACACAAACUGCUGACUGGAAUAAAUAUGAUGAACGCUUGAUGAGAUCGGCUGAGAGGGGAGAUGUCGAUAAAAUCUCACACACUCUUGCCAAGAAGGGCGUCAGUCCCAGUAAGCUGGACCUGGAAGGACGCUCAGCAUUCCAUGUUGUUGCUUCAAAGGGUCACCUGGAAUGUCUGAAUGCCGUCCUCCUACAUGGGGUCGAUCUUACAGCCCCUGACGCUGCAGGGAGAAAUGCCUUGCAUCUGUCAGCAAAGUAUGGACACUCCCUUUGUCUGCAGAAGCUUCUGCAGUUUAACUGUCCAACCGAGAAUGUGGAUCUACAAGGCAGGACAGCGCUGCACGAUGCAGCCAUGUCUGAUUGCUGUUCCAGUGCGCAGCUUCUGUGCGAACAUGGGGCUUCGGUAAAUGCCAAAGACUUGGAUGGGAGGACCCCACUGGCAUUGGCCACACAGAUGUGUCGCCCAGCUAUAUGCCAAGUGCUGAUUGAGAAAGGCGCCGAUAUCAAUUCCCGGGACAAACAAAAUAAGACUCCGCUCAUGCUGGGCUGUGAGUACGGAUGUCGGGAAGCUGUGGAAAUCCUGCUGAGAGCAGGGGCUGACGUUACACUGGUCGACUCUUUGGGACAUGACUGUACCUAUUAUAGCAGAAUUGGGGAUAACCUGGACAUCUUGUCUCUUAUCAGGACAGCAGUUGAGAGCUCUCCACGAGGGCCAGAACCUGUAAGAAGCAUGGUUUCUUUACGCUCUAAAUGGGCAAAGCAUAGUUCCAAGGAAGAUUCCUCCGUAAAAUCAAAAGAUCAGUCUCAGGACUUAGAAAAUGAAAAUGAAGAUCUCCGUGAUAGACUGAGAAAAGUACAGCAUGAGCACAGAGCGCUGCUGGAUAAAGUGGGAGGCUUACAGCACCAGCUCGGCCAGGAGCAGAUGAUGACUGAUGACCUGGAGAAUGAGAAAGAGGAGCUAAAGUCACUAUUGGAAGCCAAGGAAAAGGAACUUGAGGAGAGCCUGCGAACUAUGGAGAACCUGCGAGGGAAACUGAGAUAUUAUGAGCAGAAAAAUUCCUCUGCCCCCAACAGCCCUUUCAGCAAUGGUAGAGAAGACCUAGUAAUGAAGCAAAAUCUUGUUCUUAGCGCUGAUCCACAGCUUGCAGCUCACCUGCCGGCCAGGUCUCAGCUGCGACCUCUGGAACUUCCUGGGGAAAAUGCUGACCAGCGCCACGAAAUAGAAACCAUCCGCAGAUACUAUGAAAUGGCCAGGGAGGAGACGUUGAGGCUGCAGCAAGAGCUUUCAAGGAGAUCUUCAGAGUGUGUAGCUCUAGUAUCUGAGAGAGAUCGGAUUAAAGCUGAUUCAGACAAGCAGAUCCGUCAGCUAGAAGAAGCUCUGCGUGAUGUCCAGAAGCGCAUGCUGGACUCUGAAAGUAAAGUGAAGCAGAUGCAAACACAUUUCCUGGCACUGAAAGAUCACCUAACGCAAGAAGCUCUGAAUGGCUCCUCUCGUGCAGAAGAAUUACAGGAACAGCUGAGAGAGAUGAAAAGCAAAUAUGAAGGCGCAUCUGCUGAAGUUGGGAAGCUACGCAACCAGCUGCGUCACAAUGAGCUUCUGGUGCAGGAGCUGCGCAGAGAAGAUGGACGCAUGCGUAAGGAGAAUCGGUGCCUACAGGAUGAGCUAGCUGUGUGUGAGGAAGAAAAAGAACGUGCAGAACGAAGGGCCCAGGAGGCUGGAGAGCAACUGGCUCUUGCUGUCACCACAGACAAGUUUGAGAACAUGAGAUGUCUUCUGACAAAUGACGUAAAUGAAAAGUCACGGAGCUUGGAAGAGGCUAAGCAGGAGCUGACCAAGGUUAGGGAUGAUCUUGAAAAUGCUAAUAAAGAAAAGAGGAGGUCAGAGGCAAAGUGUGACGUGCUCAAGAAGGAGUUGGAUGAACUUAAGGUAAAGAAUAGCAUUCUCAGUAGGGAAGCUGAAAAGCUGCAGACUGAGAAGAUUCUUCUGCAGAGGCAAAUUGAAGAGUUAAAAGGAGAGCUAAGAAGUCAACAUGUCCCAGCACAACUGCACGCAGAGACCAAGAGAGCCUGCGAGGAAACCAUUGCUCUCCUGAGUCAGAAAUUAGCAGAGUCUGAGGCAAGUCACAGGAAGGCAGAGCAGGAGCAGGGGAGGUUGCUAGAGGAGAGGAGAACAUUGAAGGAGGGUAUGAUGCAUCUCCAGUCAUCCACUACACCUCGAGAAGAGCAUGAGAAAAAUAUGAAUGAUAAGCAGCUACGUAUCAAAGAACUGGAGAAGCAGCUGGCAGACAUGUCAAAAAAAUGUGAAGAGGAGGCAAAGAAAGCAAAAGCUUUUCUGGCAGAAAAUGUUAAUCUACGAGAAAACCACAUACCCCUGACUACACAUUUGCAGACUUCGGCUUCACUGACUGCAGAGUUAGAGAAAUCUAAAGCCGAGGUGGCCUCGAUCAGGAAACAGCUGGAAAGUGAGACAAAAGACAUGACAAUGGUCCGGACAGAGCUAGAGAGACUUGUUGCUAAGCAAACAGCGUUGCAAGCACAGCUCGACAGAGAGUCUGCACUGAAGUCUGACUUGCAGAAACAGCUGAAGAAUGAGGUUGCAAAGCAAACUGAAUUGCAAGAAAAGCUGAAGUGUGAGACUGAGAAGAGUGCAGAAUUGCGUGAUCAAGCAGCCAAGGAGGCCACUACCCGAGCAGAAUUGCAGACACUGCUGAACAAUACGAAGAAACAGUUGGGUUCUGAUUAUGUGACGCAAAAGGAACAUGCUGAGAAAGUGGCAGAGCUGCAGAAAUGCAACAAACAGAUUGAGCAACAGUAUUUGCAGGCACAUGCCAGUUAUAAGCGGGAAAAAGAGGAGGCUGGGAAGCUACAGGCAGCGCUCAAAGAACAGAGAGCCGAAUUGGACACAUUGCAGCACUGCAUUACUGAAAAAUAUGCUCCUCUGACCAGCAUCAGGGAAAAGGAGAAAGACUUCCAGACAAUAAGGAAUGAGAUGGAGUCUGAGCUACAGAAACAACAUCUCAUAACUCGGGCAACACAAGAUGAUCUCUCCAAGCAGAAGCAGGAAACGUUAACUCUUAAGAAAGACCUAGAGAUUGCGGAACGUAGCCUUGCUGAAGAACGUAUGUCUCGAAAGCGAGAAGAAAGUGCAAUGCUUGCUGAGUUGGAGGAACUGCGAUGCUGCUUAGAGCAGUUACAGAAGUCACAGAAAGACUCCAAAGAGAUACAUCUUGCGUUGCAGAAAGAUAAUCUCGAGGCCACAAUGAAACUCAAGGGAAUGCAGGAAAGUCUCAGCAGUCAAUACAUUCCUAUAGAAAGACAUAAUGACUUGCAAUCCACAUUGAAGAACACCAAGGCAACUCUAGAGGCUGAGCUUGAAGCCAAAGUAAACUUAUUUGAGAAGAUCCAAGAAAAAGUCCGAAACUUAGAACAAGAACUGGAGAACCUGAAAACCGGUUCUGUUUCCAACACCCAGCACGCCGAAGAAAAGGAGGUCUGGCAGAGGAGUGCUGCAGCAGCAGAACUGAAGUUAAGGGAAAAAGAGGAGAAAUGGCGGACGGCUGAGCAGGAGAUGAAUAGACUUCAUGAGGAAUUAAAGAAGGCACAUCAAAAUCUAGAAGAACUGGAGCGUUACAGCAAAAGGGAAAAAUCAGAUUUUAGUGUGAUUAGGACAGCUCUUGAACAGAGAGUGGCUCAGCUUGAGGAGGCCAGCAACAGGUUCAGAGAGGACAGCAAACGAGCAGCUCAGGACCUUCAAGAGGCUCUGCGUCAGAGCGAGAAAUUAAGGCAAAAGAGCAGCAGUCAAGAACAAGAGAUCAGUAAACUCAUGGAGAGGCACAAACAAUCGUUGUCUACAAUCGAGGGACUGAAGGAGAAAAUGCAGCGAUCAGCAGAAGAUGUGGAAAGCAAAGACAAGCAGAUCCAAUCUCUCCUUAAUGAUGUGGACAGGUUGAAGCUCAGUUUGUCCCUGCUCCCUGAGAAGAUGCAGUCUGAGGAGGCCCUGCAGAAUCAGAUCAGGUCUCUACAGUGCCAAUUAGACGAGACGCAUCGGAGACACCAGGAGAUUAUUUCCAUCUAUCGUGCACAUCUUCUGAAUGCGGUGCAGGGUCAUAUGGAUGCAGAUGUACAAGAUGCAUUACUACAGAUCAUACACAUGCGACAAGAACUUGUCUGCUGAUAUCCCAUCAAUGAACAGUCUAUGAUUUGGUGGGGUAGUGGGCAAUAAAGCUAUUGCAGGACACCUUACACAUUAUAAUCAUGGUGGCAGUUGAUACCCCCACACUGCAUACAUAAGUGUGGAAUGAGAUAUACACUGGAUAGGGGCUGGAAAGUUAACGUAUGUAAUAAGAGAAGUAUGAAUACGAUAGAGAAAAGGGAAAGUGAGGUAGGAGGAUGUGAACGUUAGAUUUUGAGAGGGUAAUGGCAAUGUUGGUUGUGAAGGAACAUGGAAGUGGCCAAAGUUUAUAGAAGAUGAGACCUAAGGAUAUGAAGAAAGACGAGCAAGUGUCAAAGAUGGAAGAUAUGUUGUAAGUGUCGAAUAAGAGAGACUGAGUACUGGGCUCUGGGGAGGCAGAGUGUGGACACUGGCAGGCUGGAUUGUAAUGUAGUGGAAAAUACAAGGCAAUGUGAAUAAUUUAUACGUAUCACAGCAGCAACUAAACAAGUCUUAGGGGCCUGUGAAGUUGAAAAUGGAGGUUCCCGCUGAAAGGCUUCUUAUAAUGUUUGAAAGACUAUGUCCAGCUUUCAGCACCAGUUUAGAUAUAAUCUGCAUAAAAAGUUCAGUAACUCUGUGACUACUUUACAUAACUUUUCGUGUACUGGUCCCAAAUUCCAGCCUGUGGUAUUCUCCAGAUCGUCCUUCCCCAGCAGCUUUAAUAAGCUCCUGAUAAUGCCGUGGGACAGUCUGCUUCUCCUACAUCAGACUUCUGUACAGUACACGCUGACAUUACCAGCUCAUGUUGUGCACAUUGUGCCAGCACUGAAUGAUUUGAGAUUUAAGCUCUGAAGCCGGCCAUGUUGUGAAUGCUACUCUGGAUUCAGGCUGUGAUCUGCAUUGGUUGUACAGGAUUAGAAAAAUGUCUGCUUGAAUGAUGCCAUACCUUUCCACAGAUUGUGUAUAAUACUGCAGCUUAGCACCGUUCAUUUCAUGUCAGUGAGGCUGAGCUGCAGGACCAGACCCAACCACAACUGGAAGAAAGAAGCUGUGUUUUUCUAAUACAGUACAACCCCUUUAACUAAGGCACCGCAUUUACAGGGUUAUUUAACUUUUUAUCUAGGUAAUUUUUUUUUUUUUUCUUAAAGGCUUUGUUCCAUCCUGCCGGCCUUAGGUGGCUGGGUUUAUGGAAACAGCCAAGCUGUCCGGCACUCCUAUUCACUACAAUGGAAGCUACGGAAACAGCGGAGCACCGGUCCGCUCCGCUGCGCUGUUUCUGUAAGCCCGGGCUUGUAAGGUCAGCAAACUGUCAUGUCUCCCAUCUGCCUGUGUCAGCUGAGACAUUUGACUAGAAAUCAAUGGAUCUGAAAAAUAGAAACUGUAUAAAUCUGAGGUUGAUUUAAAGAUGUGACGUUAGAAACUUGUAAGGAUGUCGUUUAGCAGAGCAGCAUGUUCAGUUACCUUUCUGUCACCCAAGGUAUGGACUUGGCUGGCCAGGUUCAGAAUCUACGCUUUUUAAAGAGACGUUAGAUCUUCUUAUGCCAGUUUACACUUUCCAAUAUACGUUUACACUCCCAGUAUAUAGAGAUAGAUAUAUUUAUAUAUAUAUUUUGUAUGGAUAUUUUGAUUCACGUGCCUGUUCUGUGGAAUCGGUCAGCUGGCCUGAACUCUGUUCCAUGUGAUCUUACUAUGUAGUAUAUAGUCCUUGGGGUGGCAAAGCUUUAUCGUGUAGACUUAUCGGCUUGGUGCUUGUUCUGUUUUUUUUAGUUUAGGUAAUAACCGUGUCUUCAGUUAUACGCAGGGUUUGGACUGUGUGGUGUCCACAACUAUGCUUAUCUACACUCCUUUGAGAUAUACUACAAGUUUGUGUUCACUGGUUCCGAACUGGAUUAAUAUAUAAAUUAUAAUAAACUUAGUUUGUGGGGAAA
Molecule: messenger RNA, 6270 nt
Organism: Bufo gargarizans (Asiatic toad)
Lineage: Eukaryota; Metazoa; Chordata; Amphibia; Anura; Bufonidae
Gene: UACA
Product: uveal autoantigen with coiled-coil domains and ankyrin repeats
Exons: 19
Coding region: 149-4366 (1405 amino acids)
Molecular function (GO): actin binding
Source: RefSeq, a predicted model, not a curated record